AUGGAGGUGCCAGCUGAAGGGGAGGAAGUGAAUCCCCCUUCAGUUGGCGACAGUUCGGAUUCAUCAGAAGUGCUACUGGUGGAGAGACGCGAAAACAACCCUCGAAGCAGUGUGGGGCCCACAGCAGCCAGAGCCCCUCCAGAUAUUAGGUUCGAAAUGCAACCUGCUGUAUUUGACGCGUGGCUGACGUUGCAAAGGUCACCAGCCAUGCAGACGGCCAAAGCUCCAAUUUUUGACAUUUUGUCACCUUCGGGGAGGAAAAUGGACCAUUUGUUCAAGGCGCCAAGCCUGGGAAUGGUGCCAGCUGUUGUUUUGCCUCUAGACACGGGAAAUGCUAUGCCAGUUUCAGGUCUUGCCGCUAAGUUGGCAGCCAACAGACUACGGCACACUCAGCUGGUCAAAACUGAUGACCACAUUCUCUGGGAGGCCAUGAAGAAGCCCAAGACCAUUUUGCUGAGCGAUCCAGCAGCGACGAAGUUGGGGCGAUCACUGGUCUCAGGUUUCAGCCUCUUGUCGGAUGAGGCAGAUUGGUCUAGAUCUCUGGGCGAUGCCUUUACUGGAAAAGCUGUGGUGACCCUGGCAAAGAGAUCAUCUGCAUUGUGGCGUUUCCACAACUGGUGCGUUGACAAUGGUUUGGGCCCAGCAGUGAGUGCGUUUGGAGACUCCAUCAAGCUGGCUUCGUUGAGUGUCAACAGUCACAACGGUUUGCAGAUAGUGGAAGCAGAGUCCAUGUCAUACAAGACAACAAUGUCAGGUGGGCCAGCGGGGAACAACUGA
Messenger RNA from Cladocopium goreaui, 777 nucleotides. Lineage: Eukaryota; Dinophyceae; Suessiales; Symbiodiniaceae. The record is from the annotation of a GenBank genome assembly.